AUGUGUGACGAUCUACUUGAGAAUAUGGACAAUGGCAAAAUAAAUUGUGUCGUGUUCCUUGAUGUACGGAUGGCCUUUGAUUGUAUAAACCAUGAAAUACUAUUAAAAAAGAUGCUUAACUACUUUGGUAUAUCAGGAAUUCCACUAAAUUGGUUCAAGUCUUAUCUAUCUGAUAGAGAGCAGCAAUGUCUGGUAAACGGUUAUUUAUCGAGCCCGAGAAAGAUAAAAUGUGGUGUACCGCAGGGAUCUAUCUUGGGCCCUUUAUUAUUCCUAUUAUACAUAAACGAUAUGCCUGACUCCUUAAAAUAUUCAACUCCAUCCCUCUACGCAGAUGACACAGAAAUUUAUCUAUCCUCUAAAGAUUGUGAUGACACUGUUAUUAAAAUAAACCUUGAUCUUGAAAAUAUUCGAAAAUGGAUGCUACAAAAUAAGCUCCAAAUUCAUCCGACAAAAUCGAAAUAUAUGUUUAUUGGAUCAGCGUAUAAUAUUAAACAUAAGGUAUCUGGUAACCCAAUUCUUGUUAAUAACGUUCCAAUACCCAGGACUGAAAAUUACACUUGCCUUGGCGUCAACAUUGACGAAAAAUUGACCUGGGAAAAACAUAUUGAUAUGAUAUGUUCAAAAGUCAGUGCGGGAAUCGGUGCUAUAAGAAGUAUUAGGCCCUUCGUAUCGUCUGCGACACUAAAAUUGAUGUACAAUGCUAUUGUGCAGCCCUACUUUGAUUACUGCAGCCCUCUCUGGGACAACUGUGGAAUAGGCCUCAAGGACAGGUUGCAGAAAUUUCAAAAUCGGGCUGCAAGAGUAAUUUCUAGCGCGACUUACAAUGUUCGGUCGGUUGAUUUACUUGAAAGCCUGGGUUGGAAACACCUAGAACUAAGGCGAACUUAUCAAAAAUCUGUUUUUAUGUAUAAAAUUCUGAAUAACCACACGGCACCAAAUCUAAGAACAUCCUUUCGAUUGAAUAAUGAAUGUGAUAAUACCUAUGAUCUUAGAAAUAGAGAAACCGAUUUGUCUCUUCCUAAACCGAAUACCGAUUCCGGUAAAAGAUGCUUCAAAUAUAAUGGAGCGGUAGUAUGGAAUAAUUUACCGUAUGAGGUAAAAGUAGCGGAAUCUUUAAGUUCUUUUCAAAGAACUAUUAAUCAGGCAAACACUUAAAAUUGGCUCGUCUUGUUGCCUACUGUAUAUGUAAUUCUUCUUUCUUUGUUUUUGUAUUCUUAAUGUAUAUUUCUCCAAAUCACGCCCCUCAUGGAAAUCAGCUCCUAGUUGUUGAGGCCAGCGUGCCUAAAUAAAUUUUUGUAUGUAUGUAUGUAUGUAUGUAUGUAUGUAUGUAUGUAUGUAUGUAUGUAUGUAUGUAUGUAUGUAUGUAUGUAUGUAUGUAUGUAUGUAUGUAUGUAUGUAUGUAUUUUGCGAGAGAACUUAUGACUAUCAAUCGCCAAAAUGGUUGCUUCAUAAGCAAUUGAUAGUCAUAAGUUCUCUCGCAAAAUGAGGGAGUCAAUUGAAAUCGGGAAGCACAAUACUAUAGAUCAGGAGGGAAAGCCACUAGAUAGUACGUGGCGUGCUCUCUUUAAUGUGCAAAAUUAAUUUCUCUUGUCUUGGAUGCGCGCGCGUUAAUUGGAAUCACUUCACUACGUUUGAAAUGACGUGGUUGAUGUGCCGUUUAAUUAAAUUUCAAAUGACGCGAGCCAACAGAUCACGACACUCUUGUAUAUAAAAGAGCGUGUGAAUUAAACAAGUCACAUAUUAUUAGCACAGAAUAGAAAAUAGACCAGAAGCCUCACUCAGCCAAAAUUGUGUCCGAGAUUUUUUAUGCGCAAGCGCGAGCCAGCAAGUGUAAUCACGACGCCAUCAAACGCGAGCAACGCCAUCAAUUGCCAUCACUAGGUAAUAAAAAUUGCUGUUUUAACCGUUUUUAAAUGCCACAGGUCCAAAUAAUGGGUCAUCGCAACAGGAAGACACAACGUAAAAAACAAAAGCGUAAAAUAUUUGCACAAUAAUUGCAGAAUAUGCAGCGUACACUUUGAGCAUGUUUUUCGAAUUUCAAGAAAAACCGUUGAUUUGAGGAAUUGACGCUGACGAACGCUGACGUGAUGUUCGCAGCAAGUGUCACACACGUCAUUUAGCGUGCGCAAUUCGUGAUCCGCAAGGCGAAAAUCGCGGACACGAAAAUGUUAAGGAAAGGUGUACAGUGAGGCUUCUGGUCUAUUAUAUAUUCUAUGUUAUUAGCACUGAUGAAGAUCCGGGCUUACGGAUCGAAAGCUUUGCAGUAAUAAAAUUUACGUGGUGUUUCCACAAACAAAAACAAUUAUAUUCUAAUAUUAAUUCCACCAAGUGAAGUGCAAGAAACAAAUCAUUGAAGUCCACCUUAUCACAACCCGCACACCCGAUUACCUAUAUAUACAUGAACUUACAGUUACAGCUCAACAGCUGGCCUCUGUAGCUCAGUUGGUUAGAGCGCUGCAAAGGAAUCGCGGGGCCGUAGGUUCAAUUCCUACCAGAGGACCUUGUGCUGCAUUUUUCGCAGUCGUUCCUGGUCAGGUCUUAAAACGUAUAUAUACUCACUUGGAUUACAAACCCAAACAUUCUUUUCACAUAAGUCCGAAGCAUGAUCAGUUCGAUUUUUGCAUAUUUGGACAUUGAUUUAUUUAAUAGAAGUAUAGAUAUUACAUAUUACAUUACAUUGCAUUGCAUUACAUUACAUUGCAUUGCAUUGCAUUACAUAUAAAAUUUCAAUUAUUAGGUACGGUGGUGUCACAUUUGGUCACAAGAUAGAUGUUCCCAACGGAAUUCUUUACAAUAAAGAUAUACAAGUCCGAAGACUUGUUACGCCCGAAGGGAUUAAGGUUUGUAAUUAAUGCAUUUUGUAUUGGAUAUUUUGUAAACAGGUUUCCUCUAUCAUCAAGAGCACGGUUAGCGUCGUGUUAAACUGUGGCACUUAAAAUUAGAACAUCUGUCAUUGUGCCUUAUCCAAAUAUCUCGUUUUGUGGUAGCGUUCUGACCACGGCGGUCCUAUAGAUCCUUGGCAUAAAAGUCAUAAUGAUGCCUAAUAAAAAACUACUGUGGUUCUGGUUUCCCGCUCGAACUUUUUUCCUGCCUCCUAUAAUGUUUUUUUCGAGCUGGUUGCUGCUUAUGCCUACCGACCCUAAUUGUUUAUGUGUUGGUAGCAAGGGUGGGUUGUAGCGAAGUAGUUGUAGUUCGCUACUGUAGCGAACUAUAAUUUUCAAGUAGCCAGUAGUUUUUGACUACUUUUUUAAAACAGUAGUUGUAGCCAAGUAGUUGACUACUUUUCAAACAGCGAAUCGCUAUUCGCUACUUUUUAAAAUUGUUAGCAACUUGAUAGAAUAGCAUGAUAUUGAGACACGGUUUGCUUAAAAUCAAUACUCAAUAGUCAAUUUGCACUCCUGAACACUGUAGUCGGCUUACAAAAAUGUUGCUUUGUGUUUACUCGGCUUACAAAAAUGUUGCUACUCCUAAGUCGAUUUGUUAUAGAUUACAUUACAGCCCUGAGUUAGUACUUAGUAGAUGUUCCAAAUACAGUAAAACUAAAAAAUAUAGUGUAGCGAAAUAGCGAAAUAGUUCGCUACAUUUUUUAAGCAGUAGCUGUAGUCAGUAGCGAACUACCUUUCUUCAAAAGUAGCAGUAGUUGUAGCUGACUACAUAUUUUUGAAGUAGCUGUAGUUCUAGCGAACUACAAAAAUUUUGUAGUCAACCCACCCUUGGUUGGUAGUGCCAUCUGGUCACAGUCGUGGCCAUUGAUCAAUGACAUGAUUCCGACCUACGUAUCCUAUAUAGUUUUAUCAGUAUAUGAAAACGGAUGCACAGGGGAUCAAUGAGCGACUGAUGAUUACUUGUGGCACUAAAAAACUGGUCCAUGUACUGUAUAUCAAUGUUGUUUCUGACUGUCUCAAUUAGGCAUUGGUAUAACAAACCAUCCUUGGCUUCCAUUGCAUGUUGGGCCAAAUACGGACGCCCACAGUUAUUUUUCAUUACAUUUGUAUUAAUAAAUGUUAUAAUUAUAGGCUUGGUACACGAACAAAGGCUAUCAUGCGAUGCCAACUUUUCUUAGUGUUGCAACAAAUACGUUCUUACGUGAGCGAGUUGCCUCAAAAGGCAAAAACCCAAGACAGUAUGGUAUGUUCUCUGAAUGCAUGUAGAAAUCAUUGUCCUUUUUUUAAUAUUUAACAAUUAUUCACGGAAGUGGAGGUGAACAUUGCAAGGAUUUUAUUUCACUUUUUACCGACACUGGGGUGAAUAAUUGUUUCACCAUAACAAAACAAGAAUGCAAAAAAAAACACGAAAAUAUUUGUAAAAGAUUUUGUAUUACAAUUAAUACCUGUAGUAACUCCUGUAUUAAUACCUGUAGUAACUCCUCUAUGUAAACAACAGUAUUCGCAAGCUUUUAGUAAUUUUGUCGUUAGAAAUAGUUUUAAAGAAUACCUCUACACACUGUUAAACAAAACUUUGUGCUUUUCUUUGUGUUUGAACCGCAGCUUCGUUUAGUAUAGAAAAAAUUGCUCGUCUGUAACCAGAACAAAACGGGAAGCCAUUUUGUUUUGUUCCGGAAGUGAAUAUGCCAAUAAUAUUUAAUCACUCACGUAUUAUAAACCAUUGGAAGACACACAUCUUUUUUUCUCGCUUUCAGGAAUAACCACGUAUAAUCAUCCCAUGAACCUUACGAAGGGCGAACUCUCUCAAUCAACAUUGUAAGUCUUUCCAAGUUUUACGACCACACAUCAAUAGGAACCACAGUUUAACUUUGGAAACUAUCUUGUUGGAUCUUAGUGGUUUUAUGUGUGACCCUCCAAUGCCAAACCAGAAAUACAGUAAACAAGCAAUGAUUCAACUCACCUACGUUGUCGUUGUGUGUUUGAUUAACACAGUGCAACUCACCUACGUUGUCGUUGUGUGCUUGAUUAACACAGUAUAACUCACCUACGUUGUCGUUGUGUGCUUGAUUAACACAGUGCAACUCACCUACGUUGUCGUUGUGUGCUUGAUUAACACAGUGCAACUCACCUACGUUGUCGUUGUGUGUUUGAUUAACACAGUGCAACUCACCUACGUUGUCGUUGUGUGUUUGAUUAACACAAUACAACUCACCUACGUUGUCGUUGUGUGUUUGAUUAACACAGUACAACUCAAGUUGUACGCAGCGACAGUUUUAGGCAAAAGUUGUGUAGUGUUAAUCGGCCUUUAGAGUGCUAUAUCAUUAUUGAUGUUUCUUCCUCUAAUCGUCUUUCUGUCUUAUUUUAGACAAAGUAUGGCAAGAACUGACUUAGUUAUGGCAAUUUUUGUGAUUUUCGCGCUUGCCUUUGUUCCUGCAAGUUUUGUUGUUUAUCUCAUCAAUGAACGCGUGUCGAAAUCCAAACAUUUACACAUGGUCUGUGGAGUCAAUCCUCUUAUCUACUGGGUAUCCAACUUCUUCUGGGAUAUGGUGAGUUCACCAGUUCCGUAUAUUUUUUAGGGCGGGGCAGGUGUUAAGGUGGCUCAAUGACAAAAUCGUGAUUUAGAUUUAAUUUUUUGAAGAGAGGUUUCUUGUUAGAAGACAAAAAUUGUACCACAUAUAUUGAGCAAUCUUCUAAGAGUUGAAAAUUGUUCACAAAAAUGACGUCAUUACCGUUGCUAUGGUAACAAUGACGUUUCAAUAUGGCCGACAUUUUACCUUUUAACACAUUUUAAUCGAAAAAAAGGCCGGUUACCCCCAUUUUUUAUUUCGUGAAACGUUUCAUUUAGAAAAAAUGAAUGAUAUGAACAAGUUUAAAAAAAUUCUGUAGAUUAGAAUUUUUAAAAAAUUAAGAAACGUGAUUUUUCGUGAUAAAUAUUUUUUGGAUCUACAGAAUUUUUUUAAAAUUGUUCACAUCAUUUAUUUUUCUGAAUGAAAACGUUUCACGAAAUAAAAAAUGGGGGUAACCGGCCUUUUUUUCGAGUAAGAUGUGUUAAAAGGUAAAAUGUCGGCCACAUGAGACGUCAUUGUUACCAUAGCAACGGUUAUGACGUCAUUUUUGUGAACAAUUUUCAACUCUUAGAAGAUUGCUCAAUAUAUGUGGUACAAUUUUUGUGUUCUAAGUAGAAACCUCUCUUCAAAAAAUAAAAUCUAAAUCACAAUUUUGUCAUAUUUCAAAAACUGUGAUCGUAUAAGGAUGAAAGUUUAAUAUAGCGAUUAAAAAGCAAACUUAUUGAAUUUUAUCGUGCCAAGUUGCUGAUUAUCAACUCAUCCUUAUUGCUUCAUUUAAAAAGUAUACUGUAUCUCUGUUGUUGGACAACCAAAAUUGAAUGUUGUAUACUGUUAUUUGUUUAGUGUAACUAUUGCAUCCCAGCAUUUUGUUGUAUCUGCAUUUUCCUCGCUUUCCAAGAGAAGGCGUACACAUCAGUGGAUAACUUUGGACCAACUCUCUUGUUAUUGCUGUUGUAUGGGUAAGUGCUAUCUAGUAGGUUUCACUAAGCAGUUUUGUGCAGUAGACAGUGAUAAACAGGCAGUCCAGUGAUAAACAGGCAGUCCAGUGAUAAACAGGCAGUCCAGUGAUAAACAGGCAGUCCAGUGAUAAACAGGCAGUCCAGUGAUAAACAGGCAGUCCAGUGAUAAACAGGCAGUCCAGUGAUAAACAGGCAGUCCUGCAGUGAUAAACAGGCAGUCCUGCAGUGAUAAACAGGCAGUCCAGUGAUAAACAGGCAGUCCAGUGAUAAACAGGCAGUCCAGUGAUAAACAGGCAGUCCAGUGAUAAACAGGCAGUCCAGUGAUAAACAGGCAGUCCAGUGAUAAACAGGCAGUCCUGCAGUGAUAAACAGGCAGUCCUGCAGUGAUAAACAGGCAGUCCAGUGAUAAACAGGCAGUCCAGUGAUAAACAGGCAGUCCAGUGAUAAACAGGCAGUCAGCUGCAGCUGAUGAACAUUGAGUCAGUUCUCUCAAACAUUUCUUACAAAUCCUUCAAAACUUAGAAUUUAUCUACGCAUUAAACCUGCGCUGUAAACCAGCCUUUUUAAAGGGAAAUGGCAAUAUAUUUUUUUAUUUUCUCAUUUGAAAGAACUUUUCAGUAAGACUAUAUAUAAUACUCUUUUACCGUUUUUUCAUAUCUUGCUUACUUCUACAAGUAUUUUGAUUGAAAGGAAUGAAAUGUUCGCCAUCUUCAAUUUUUGUAGAUAUGCAUGUCACGUCACAACAGGGGUCACGCAAUAUUUUUAUCUAGACAAACCAUAAUCAUUUUGCACUCAAAACUGUACUCUGUCUGCCCCUCGAAAUAUCAAGAUCUCUCAAAACCUUUAGAACAUCUACCAAUCUAUAUUUGGUCAGCAACGAAUACUUUAAUAUGGUUAAUCCCUCUUGUGACGUCACCAAAACUACCGUUAAUGAGAUCAAAAAUGUAUCCAAGAUGGCGGACAUCUCAUUACUUCAAGUGAAAAUAUUUCAAGAAUUAAGCAAGAUAUGAAAAAUCGGUAAAAGAAGUUUUUUCAAAUGAGAUAAUAAAAAUUUAUAUUGCUAUUCCCCUUUAAAUCUGUAUUUAUAAUAUAUUAAUCUCGUAAAUAUUUGUGUUAAAGUAUUGUAAAUAUGUUUUUUUGCAAGUUGUAAAUGAGCUCCCUAGAUGAGCCUUUUUACGCUCCUGAAGCAAGCUUUAUUUAUUUAUUCAAUUCAAAUUAUAUAGAGCGGUUCAGAUUUGACUUCCGCUACCUCUCUCUCUUAUGUUGAUAAUAGGGAAACAAAAUGGAAUUCCAAUUCUGGGUUACCAAACCGUAUCCUAACUGCAUCUUUUUUCUUUACAGAUGGUCGAUAACUCCUCUCAUGUAUCCAGCAUCUUUCGUCUUCCAAAUUUCAAGCACAGCUUACAUUGCUUUGAUUUGUAUCAAUCUCUUUGUGGGGGUGAACACAACUAUCGCCACCUUUGUUCUGGAGUUCUUUGACGAUGAUGCUGUAAGUACCACGUGUGACUGCACGUGUUCAGAAUUUCACUGGGAAUUUUGCUCCUUAGAAAUCUCCUGGCACAAGGCCGAGGUCCCUGCCUCCUCCACGGGCCCUGCUGCACCAUGGGAAGGUCGCACAGAAUUUCUGCAGGGCCAGCGUAAAAAAAUUAGUCAUUAUAUUUUCAAUUUAUUAUGCAGUAAUAAAAUUUAGUGAUUAAUUAGCGAUUGUUUCAUCCAAUCACAAUGCCGAUUGUUGAGGAGCCGAUACAUACCAACCAUCGGCCGAUGAUCGGCAAAACCGAUGAUCAUUUUAUCUGACGUUAAAGUUUUGUGAGUUCUCGUCUUUGUCUAAAUACUCGCUUGUUUCGCAACGAAAGAAUGACGAUUACCACAACAUUGACAACAAAACUGAAAAUUGACAUCCAGCGUUGACAUUGAAAAUUGCCAAGCAGCGUUUUCUGCGUUUGCUCUAUUUUUACGUAUGUCUGAAAAACUGAAAUUUUUAUUCUUUCUUGAAAAGAUAUGCAAUGAAGAAAACUUAACAUGCUUUUACUCUAACAUGACCAUGUGUAAUGAGAAGCCAUGAGACAUCUGACAUGACACAUGAGACACCGCUGACUAAUCCGAUAGGGAAAGACAAUCAGCCAAUAACCGAUUGUGGGAAAAAGAGGCUGUUAAUCGGCUCUGCCGAUGUUUUCCCGAAGAUCGGCUCAUCUCUAUAUAAUAUCUGAUUGCUAAGUUGAACUUUUCCGAAUUAACCCGUAGCAACCGUGAAACUUCGUGUUUUACAGACGUGUUUUACGAAGACGUGUUUUACGACCUUUUAUAAAUUAACUGUCUGCCUUCAGGGUAAACCAGUUUUUGUUCUCAAACUGAUAAAACCUUAGCGUUGCUUAAAAACGUUUUAUUCAUGCUGACAAAUUCCUAAUUUGUUUACAAGAUUCUGCAUGCCCUCUAGGAAUUGUGACCUUCACAUGAAGCAUGUAUAGGCCUGUGGAAGAGUCUGUCAUUUGGCCGCACUGAGGACUGUAAAGUGGAGCAAAAUGGGGGUAUUCCAUAAACUUUUAAAGAUGAUUUCCAUGUUCACACAGGCUUGUUCAAAUGAAUAAGAUAGGAGAACUUGUGAUUAGAUCAGUUUUUCACCUGCUCAGACGUUUUCCUCAACUACACUGUGCACAGCCGUACGUUCUGCCACAAUUUACCAUUUCAUAUAGCCGCCAUUAUUGUGGAGCCAUCAUCUUAAGUACCGCUUCCUUACUGCAAUCGAUUACUUCUUUACUGCGAUCGAUUUUUAUAAUGUACGUAUAUAGCAUAACAUGCAAUUUCUCCGUUACAGGAGCUCCAACUUAUCAAUUCUUACCUGAAGAAAAUCUUCUUAAUUUUCCCAAACUAUUGCCUGGGCCGAGGACUUAUUGAUCUAGCCAAAAACCAACUAUUUGCCGACGUGUACAAGAGAUUUGGUAAGACAUCUAUUUAAAUCAGAACAGCACAGGAGUAAAAAUCGCUGUAUUUUAAUUGAGGUUGUUAGUGUGGAAAUUGUGCCAGAAAGAAUUAGACUAAGGAUUGUAAGUUUUGUCAGGUGACGAAAGUCGAUAAUUUAAUAUGCAUAGUCCCGAGUUCAUGGAAUUAUUGACAACAUAACCGUACAAGGGGCGGUCGUAUGAAGGCAGGAUAGUGCCAUCCAACGGAUUGUGUGAUAAACUUUAGUAUUUAUAAAUUAUUGAUGUUUAUUUUUAUUUUUAUUACUUCUGUGGCCUAUGUCCGUAGUUUUAUAGCGUUUCGAUCAUUUUUAUAACAGUUGAAAAAACCACCAUUAAAAAAACGUUAUCCGCCCUACAUACACAACCGGCCUGAGCCCAUUAAACAGCUUAAACGUAUUUAAUGGUAUUUCAAGCUGUACAUUUAGGCACAAUAACAAACUGUAUAGACACUCUUGCUCCAAUGGCCUCGUUUCCAUGUGGUUAUUCCAUCAUGUUUCGUACGCAGUAGGUUUAAGAAUGGGCUCAAGACCAAAGAGCUUUGGGUCAGUGAUUGAAUUUACUUGAUAUUUUUGUUGACUUAUAGGCAGCGAUAUCUUUCAAGAUCCAUUGAGUUGGGAAAUCACAGGCAGAAAUAUCCUUUCCAUGUUUGUGAUGGGUUUUGUCUAUUUUGCUUUAACCUUGUUGAUUGAGUACAAGUUUUUCAUCAGAAGAAGGCAAGUUAUUUUAUCAUUUACGUUUUUAUUCACACAGCGCCAUGUUACCACAUGGAAUGUAUGUAGGCACUCGUGUCUGCAACCUAUAAAUGAUGACUUGUUGCAAGAGUUAGUUAUACAAUAAAGAAUCCACGAGUCCUAAACAGGUAGUUAAAAGUUCAGUGCCAUCCCUCAUUCACAACUUACAAUGUAUUUUGCUGCCAAAAAUUAGGGAAUUCUUGUAACAAAAAAAUAUCCAGGGAAAUCACACUGGUACACCAUGGGAAAAUCACCCAAAGGGAAAAUCACCCAAAAAUAGCCAAGUGUUUCUAAAGUUAGCAAUAUGUCUUUCACCUCUGCGAUGGGGAUCCUGAAAAAGCUAGUUUCGUCUGUGUUGAACUUAAGAUAAAAACGUUGGAUAUUUCGCCCCAGGUGUAUGAACACCGCGAUCAAUCGUCAGGGUAUCGACUGGUUGUAUUGUCUUCACAAAACUCCAGCAAAAAGUGUAAAGAAAAUUACGAGAGUGUAAACUCAGUAUAACUUUCCUGAGCUGAUACCUUCAGCCGUUUCCUUUAUAGCAAAUGCUUUUUUUCCUGUAUUUACUCUUAUUAUUUUGGCAGACAUUUCCCCGCCAUUUUCGCAGACUCGCGCAUUGACGUGACGUUUGACCGCGGUAUUACGCCCUAAAAAUACUGUACUCUGGUUUCCUGAUAAACCUAGAAAUAAUCCUAGAUGGGUUAACUUAAUACUCCAGGUUAAAUUUCGUGGUUAUUUUAACCUUGUUCCUGCUAUAGUCUGGUUAAUUUGACCAGGACGUCCUGGUUAAAUUAACCAGACUGUGCUUGUUAUUUAUCCACCUAACAUUGUCUGGUUAUAUUGAACCAGGACGUCCCGGUCAAAUACAACCAUAUUCCUGGUUAAAUUAACCAGACUAUGUUAUAGGAAGUGAGAUAACAUAACCAGGAAAUUUAACCGGAUAUAUUAGGUUAACCGAAGGGUUGUUUUCAGGUUAAUCAGGAACAUUUUAACCAGAAUGUUUUCAGAGUGUAUAGGUAUACUACUGGUUGUAUAAUUAAGCAUGUUGAUGUUUGUAGGAAAGUAAUUGGUGAGGUAACCACUACUGAAGGUGGUGAUGAAGAUGUUGAUAACGAAAGAAAGCGUGUCGUCAAUGGCGAUGCAGAUUCAGAAUGUCUUCGUCUUGUCAAUUUAACUAAGGUUAGAAAUAUCAAAUAUGGUAAAAUACUGUAAAUAAUCGAAAUGCCUAAUUGUACUCAAUCCAGUUUUAUUUCGAGAUCAGUGCGGUCCCAAUUAAACAUACAGAUUAUUCAUAGAUAUUUUACCAGCAAACAAUUUCGCGUAAUAUAAAGUCAAGUUAUUUAAACAAGACAGCAAAAUCCGAGAUGUACAGCAAACGCUCGUGCAAACGCUCUAUACAGAGAGAAUUCUUGCUAAAUAUAGUUUAUAUUAUAGUAGUUUUAAACUGAAUUUAUUGCAAUUUUUAAAAAAAUUUAAUAUUAUCUCUGUAAUAUCACGUUUUUUUAAUUUUUAUGAAUUUACAAUGUGGUAUUAUUAAUAUAAAAAUCAAUCAAGCAAUCAAUAAAUAAUUUUUAGUUUAAUGAGGAAUUUUUGUUAAUACGUUUUGCACUGUAGUUAGCUAUAUAUAGGACGACUCAUUUGAAAAUCAUUCAAAAAUUCAUUUUUUUCCUAGGUCUACCAAUCCAAAUUUAGUCGCACUAAAAAUUUGGCAGUGAAACAGCUUUGCCUUGGUGUUCCACGUGGACAGGUAGGAUAUUGUGAGAUCAUAUAUAUGAAAAAUGUUUUUCAAUUCCAAGUGUGAUUCAAAAAACGAGAGAGAAGCCUGGAAACUAGGAAAGACAAUGUGA
Molecule: messenger RNA, 11946 nt
Organism: Paramuricea clavata
Lineage: Eukaryota; Metazoa; Cnidaria; Anthozoa; Malacalcyonacea; Plexauridae
Source: the annotation of a GenBank genome assembly